AUGCAUGCCGACUUAGAGGACCACAACCCCCAGAAAAAUGUUUUUGACGCAGGAUCUAACGAAGGGGAUAACAGCAAAGAUGAAGAAUAUCCGUGUUGCUCAGAGGCCUCAACCUUCGAUGAGAGCAUAUGUACGGACUGCGUGACUGUGAAGGUGGGUUUGUUGGAGGAGUUCCUCUUAUACAGGUAUAAAAUGAAACAACCCAUUUAUGAACGCAGAGCUGCGGAUGAUUAUUGAUGUGAAGCACGAGGAGCAGUUGCUGAGAUCCUCAAGACGGCUUCUGAGCAAAUUGAGGUUGUUUUUGCAGUGGAUGUGAACGAAAUCGACUCAACCAGUCACUCGUAUGACCUUGUCAGCAAACCAAAACUCCCCAGCAAUGCAAGAAUUCAUGCUGGUAGAGGGUUACCCAAAACACGUGUCCUUAUGGAUCUCCUGGGUGGGAUCUUUGUGAAGGUCAACUGUGCCCCUGAGGAAGACUUCUGGAAAUUCCUGAAUAUCAUGAGAGUAUAUGCUGGAACGAAGCACUUCAUCUAUGGAGAGCAGAGGAAACACAUCACCCAAGAUUUGGUGAGGCUGAAGUUCCUGGAGUACCAGCAGGUGCCCAACGGUGAUCCUCCACGCUACGAAUUCCUGUGGGGUCCAAGAGCCCAAGCUGAAAACGGAAAAGUGAAAGUUCUCGAGUCUGUGGCCAAGGUCCAUGAUAUUGUUCCUAGUGCCAUCUCAACACAGUAUGAAGAAGCUUUGAGAUUCGAGAAAGAGAGUCCGGGCCAAAAUUGCAGCUGGGCCUGGCACUAA
Molecule: messenger RNA, 795 nt
Organism: Cynocephalus volans (Philippine flying lemur)
Lineage: Eukaryota; Metazoa; Chordata; Mammalia; Dermoptera; Cynocephalidae
Product: melanoma-associated antigen B5-like
Biological process (GO): negative regulation of transcription by RNA polymerase II
Cellular component (GO): nucleus
Source: RefSeq, a predicted model, not a curated record